AUGAUGUCAUACCUCAAGCAAGGCCCGUACGGCAUGAAUGGCCUGGGUCUCGGAGGCUCCAUGGACCUCCUGCAUCCGUCUGUGUACCCGGCCCAUCCGCGGAAACAGCGCCGGGAGAGAACUACUUUUACGCGCACGCAGCUGGACAUUCUGGAGUCUCUCUUUUCCAAAACGCGUUACCCAGACAUCUUCAUGAGGGAGGAGGUGGCGCUGAAAAUUAAUUUACCCGAGUCACGAGUACAGGUGUGGUUCAAGAACCGGCGGGCCAAGUGUCGCCAGCAGCAGCAGACCGGAACCAACUCCAAGAUCCGGCCGGCGAAGAAGAAGCCCUCGCCGUCCAGGGAGAGCCCCGGCUCGGAGAGCAGCGGCCAGUUCACCCCGCCGGCCGUGUCCAGCACCGGCUCCUCUUCCUCGUCCUCGUCCUCCUCUUCCUCCGGCUCGCACCCGUCCGGCCUCGGCGGCGUGGGACUGGGCGGCGGCGGCGGCGUGUCCUCCGUGACCUCCGGUGCCACCCCGGUGUCGGCCAUCUGGAGCCCGGCGCCCAUCUCGCCGCUCCCGGCGCCGCCCUCCGUGCCGGACGCCGCGCCGCCCACCAGCGCGUCCUGCAUGCAGAGGCCCGUGUCCGGCCCGGGCUCGUCCAGCGGAGGAGGAGGAGGAGGAGGAGGAGGGGGGGGCACCCCCGCCUACCCGGUGUCCUACAGCCAGAGCCCCGCCUACAGCCAGGGCUACUCCGCCGCCGCAGCGGCCGCCGCCGGGUCCUACUUCGGGGGCAUGGACCCCAGCUCGUACCUGGCGCCCAUGCACUCCCACCACCACCCGCACACGGCCCACCACGCCCACCACCACGCCGGCGCGCACCCCCAGCUGGGCUCCAUGUCCGGCUCCGGGAUGUCCGGCCACCACCACCCGCACCACCACAUAGGGCAGAGCGCCGGCCACCCCCACCACGCGCACCACGCUCACCACGCGCACCACCACCAGGGCUACGGCGGCGGCGGCGGCGGCGGCGGCAGCGGCCUCGGGUUCGGCUCCACGGACUGUUUGGACUACAAGGAGCAGACGUCGACGAGCGCCGCCGCCGCUGCCGCAGCUGCUGCCGCCGCGGCCGCCGCGUCGUCAUGGAAACUGAACUUCAGCUCGCCCGCGGACUGCUUGGACUACAAGGACCAAGCGUGGAGAUUUCAGGUGCUGUGAGGAGGGGAGACGUGGAGGACUUGAGGAACGUCGACGGGACAGAACGUCGUUUGUUAUGAGUGACAGAGAGAGAGAGAGAGAGAGACAUAGAGACAGAGUGUGACAGAGAGGAGAAGAAGAAGAAGAGGAAGACGACGACGAAGGAGAAGAAGAGAUGAAAGGAGAAAAAAAUGUUUAUGGUGUUCGUUCACUAAAGUAUUAUGGUAGAAAGAAGUAAACCGUAUCUGGAUCGCACCGCUCUCCCCCCUCCCCCCUCUUUAUUUUAUUUUCAAAUCGGAAACUUUUAAAUAACAAAAUGUGAAAAAGUUCAAUUCAUUCUUCCAUCGGCCAGUUCCUGUAAGACACAAAGCCUACUCCGAAAUAUCCUUAACAUACUGGCUCCAAGCAAAACAUUGCAAUGGAUUAUUUCGAAUGGAGGCCAAUGAAUGAAUACCAACACGGAAUAUACCAGUAACCUAUCAGUAAAUUCAAACACUUUUUUAAAGGAAACGAAGAAAAAAAAUCGAAUAAUUAUGUGUUUCUCCGUCCUCCGUGUUGUGUGACUCAUCAGUUAGACAAGGAGUUUUCUUGCCCAUGGCCAUUUUUAAUCUCUUAAAUCAAUAGCUCAAGAUGCUGCAGAUGUUCGUAUGUAGGCCUUAUGUAAUGAAAUUUAAGUUCUGUCAGCUUCCACUUAAACAAAAAAAAAAAACACCGAACAUCCAAACCGAUGUGGUAACUGUUUUCAUUUCCUGGGACUAAAGUAAAAAUCGCAGCACUUGAGGUUCUUGUCAAUGAAGUGAAUGGUUCCGUGCUUCUGUCUGCGAGAGGAUAAUGUGAAUAUGAGAUGCAAUGAGAUCUACCCUGUAAAAUGUUGAAAUGUUUGAGGCGGACGCCUUGGCAUUCAUAUUUGUUUUUGUUUUUUAAAUAAAAU
Messenger RNA from Sardina pilchardus (European sardine), 2104 nucleotides. RefSeq names its product orthodenticle homeobox 2a (gene otx2a). Bases 1 to 1194 code for a protein of 397 amino acids. Gene Ontology annotation, molecular function: DNA-binding transcription factor activity, RNA polymerase II-specific; RNA polymerase II cis-regulatory region sequence-specific DNA binding. The record is from RefSeq and is a predicted model, not a curated record. Gene Ontology annotation, biological process: multicellular organism development; regulation of transcription by RNA polymerase II. NCBI's taxonomy places the organism in Eukaryota, Metazoa, Chordata, Actinopteri, Clupeiformes, Clupeidae. The transcript is spliced from 3 exons. Gene Ontology annotation, cellular component: nucleus.